This is a messenger RNA of Venustampulla echinocandica, 2403 nucleotides long. RefSeq lists its product as uncharacterized. NCBI's taxonomy places the organism in Eukaryota, Fungi, Ascomycota, Leotiomycetes, Helotiales, Pleuroascaceae. The record is from RefSeq and is a predicted model, not a curated record. The transcript is spliced from 4 exons. The coding region runs from base 1 to 2403 and encodes 800 amino acids.
AUGCCUCUACACUCUCAAUCCUCUCGUUUCUGGACUUGUUCCAUUGCCGACUGCAGCAAACCAGCAGUAAUUGACACUGGCCACUGUGAACGCUGCCAGUCGCACUUCUGCGUCCAGCACCGAGAGUCAGCCCAGCAUACUUGCAAACAGGAACCUCUUGACGACGCAGCCUGGGACGAAGCACAGACCAAAGAGCUCGAAUCGCUCCGUGGAAAUGUCAAUGACAACCAGCUCUUGGAACUUGCUUCGAGGCUCAGAGGGGGCAUUGGGUGUGCCUUUGAUAGCUCGGAUCAUCUAGGACGCUCUCGCAUGGGGGGGAUGCAUAUCCACCUCCGCAUCGUCUUUGUUGAUGGUACUGUCUGGCUGGCACGAAUCCCCCGUGUGAACUCAACAUCGUUUGCAGACCACCUCCGCAACCAGAUUCUCGAGAGUGAAUGUGCCACUCUCAAGUGGCUCGAAAAAGUUCGCAUUACUGCACCAAGACUUCACCACUAUGGCCGUCAGAAUGAUGAGCUAAACCGUGUUGGCGUUGCAUAUAUGCUCAUUGAUGAGCUUCCCGGCAAGCCUCUAACCCAACUGCAACCGUCGGAGCAAGAAAAUCGCGGAGUCUAUGCAGGCUUAGCAGAAAUUCUCAGCACGCUGAGCAGUCACCCCUUUGAACAGAUCGGAUCUCUUGCAUUCGAUUCUCAUGGCUCAAUUCACGUUGGGACAGUUGCUGGUGAUCGAACGGGGACACUGUCUCCCAUCGGGCCCUUUUCCGGCGCCACCCAAUAUUACUCGAAAUGGGCUGAAGAAUACCUGAGAUUGAUUUCCGAUCACCAGCUCUUCACAAACUAUCCUGUCAAUGCCUAUCUAAUUUUUAGGUAUCUGCAUAACCUAGCCAUUGAAGGGAAGUUCAAUGUCAUUGACAGCUCCCUCGACCUUGGGCCAUUCUAUCUCAAACACAUGGAUGACAAAGGAGACCAUAUUCUCGUGGACGACAAAUUUAAUAUUACUGGCAUUAUUGAUUGGAGCUUUGCUAGAAUUGUGCCCGCUUAUGAGGCAUUUGGCCCUUCACUUGUCACGGCAGAAAUGAGUGAUAUAUACGAUGGCAAUGCGUUACGAGCCAACGGGAGUCACUUGACGCGUUUUGCGGAUUCUACAGGCAGGGUCCGCCGUCUAACAUUUGGUAUGAAUAUGACCUGGGCAGAAGCGCUUCUCCUAUUCAAGGGUAUUAUUACGGAAUCCUGUGGUAGUACCGAUGAUUUCGAGUGGGAAACUUGGCGUAGAGAUCGACUGGUUGAAUGGGCCGAUGAUGGGAGGCUUCUCGAUGAUGAAGCCUGGGGGAAGACAAUCACCGAUGAGAUUACAGGGCUAUUGGCAAAAAUCAACGUUCAAGCACUUCGAGAAGUAGCAACUUCACUUAAUACCGGCAAAGGUUGUACUUUUACGCCUGGACAGUACAUAGGAUCAGGUGCAAUCAUGGGGUGUGCGAACUACCAUGCCUGGUUAACUUUCAAUGAUGGUGAGAAGUGGAUCGUCCGAAUUCCAAGGGUACCAUUCAGCGAUAUUCCUUCGAAGUUGAUAGAGUACCUGGUGGCUAGCGAAUAUGCCACUCUGAAGUUCCUCGAGAUAACCAAGAUACCUGCUGCAAAAGUCUUCGGAUACGGUCUCGCUUCUGACCCCAAUAAUCUAGUGGGCGUUAGCUAUUUGUUCAUGGAAGCAAUACCUGGGACGCCGUAUCAAGCCCUCGAUGCCAAUCCGGAACAAAGAGAGCACGUACUGUCACAAGUUGCGGACAUCUUGAUUGAAAUUAGCAAACACCCCUUCCAGACAUCGGGGUCCCUCCUCCUCGAUGAUGGAAAGCUGGUUAUGUCCGACGUUGCUAGCGAUCGCUUCGUGAGUCUAGGUCAAUACGGACCAUACGAUACCGCGCUCGACUACUUCACAAGUAUAGCAGAACAACACCUUGAUAUUAUUGCUGACGGACAGGAGUAUUUCGAAUAUCCGAAGGAGGCAUACUUGUUUUACCGAAUCCUUCGAGACCAAGCGGCAGCGAAAUUAGCUGCGAGACAGAAGUCAAAUACAUUCUACUUGAAGCAUGUUGAUGACAAAGGGGAUCACAUCCUUAUCGACGAAAACUAUAAUAUCACUGGUAUCAUCGACUGGCAGUUUACUCGCACCGUGCCUGCCUGCGAGGCUUUUGGCCCGUCACUCAUAACAGCCAAUCUCAACAACCUCUGUUCGAAGGAUUGGGGACUUAUGGAUGACGAUAUGUUCUUAGCACGACAGUUAGAAACGAAAGGGAGCGCAGACUUAGCUAGCUAUAUGGGAGCAGACGAGUUGGCAAGGAGAUUUAUGAUGUUCGGGCUUGCGAGUGGACUCUACCACAACGAGGUUUGGGGGUUCUUGAAGGGAUUCUGA